AUGUCCUCUUCCCAUCCGCCACGCAGUACGCAGCUAGCCCCUCUCAGAUUCCAGGCACCGCAAGGAAGCGCCGGACUGACCGUGAAAUGUGGGGAGACGAAAGUCCAAAUCGUCGUGAAUAAGGAAAGUUUCGGAAGAGGCCUCGAUUUCCCCCCAUCUUCGCUCCGGCUGGGCGGUAACCCUAAAUCGGCGGGCAUCUGUGCGCCGGUCCCUGAAGACUCGACAUCCUCGGAAAUCGUCAUAACAGCGGGGCUGCGUGAUUGUGACAGCGAAUAUAAGGUGAGCGGUGAUUGGCUGAUUUACUCCAACAAGCUGGUGUUCGCCCCUCCCCCCACCCUCAUCUCCACGGGAAACCUGAUCAUCAGAGGGGCCCGGAUGUUGCUGCCCAUCGAGUGCCACAGGAGGCGGAGGCAGAGAGGGAGGGGCGAGACCGUGCGUCCCACCUGGAAAUCGUUCACCUCCACAGUCAGAGGGGCGGGGCUUCUGCGUUUCUCUCUGCGUGUCAUGACGGAAGACUGGAGUGGUCCCCGCAAUUCCACUGUCUUCCAGCAGGGGGAGCCUGUGAAUCUGGAGGCAGCUGUGGAUGGGCAGUGGCACCCACCUCUGCGGAUUUACGUGGACCGCUGUGUUGCCACCCUCAGCUCAGACCCCCUGUCUGAGCCCAGCUAUGACAUCAUCUCUAACCAUGGGUGUCUGACCGACGGCCGGUUUUCCAGCUCCUCCUCCCGGUUCUUCCCACGAGGUCGUCGGAACGCCCUGCGCUUCCGCGUCCGGGGGCUGCUCUCCCUCGGGAAUUCUCCGGGGCAGCAGAUAUUUGUGAGCUGUCACUUGCGAGCAGCGUUGGCAGAGAGUCCCUCCGACCCACUGAACAAGGCCUGCUUCUUCCACCCCGACUCUGACAGUUGGCGAGCGGCGGACGGAGAUGGAGCCGUGUGCCGCUGCUGCGAAACGGGCGACUGCUCCAGCUGGAUGCCCGUCGAGGCGGCCGGCGCGCCCGUCGAGGCGGACGGCGUGCCAAAGACGCCCUUGGCAUCAGGUACCCAGGUGACAGGGGUAGUUCUGGAACGAAAGAACAAGCUCUAAGGAUUUGAGGGGGUGAUGGACACUGCUGUGAGUCCACUCCACGCGCAGCUGCGAUCUGAUUGGCGGGGCUUCCUGUCAAUCAGUGAUGAGCUCCGCCCCCAUUAGCCCCUGCUGCCUGUUCCAGACCAGUCCUGUGGGAGCUGUGGUUGGCACAGAGUGGGCGGGCACAAGUCCGGCGGCCCUCUGAGACACACUGCUGGUGUGCCCGAGUGUGUGUGUGAGGAACAGCGGCUUGACACUCAUUCACAAGCUGUGUGUGUGUGUGUGUCUGAGGUACAGUGGCUUGUCACUCAUUCACAAGCUCUGUGUGUGUGUGUGUGUGUGUGUGUCAGUUCAUCCUCAUUCAGCAGGCCUUUCACACACUGGCAUACAAGGCAUGUGUGAAUAUUCAGGGCAGUCCGGAUCUCGACACUGUUGCGAAUUGUUGUGAAUCACUAUGAAGGUGCUCGCUAAGCUAAUAAACGUAAUCUCAGUCUUCA
This is a messenger RNA of Anguilla anguilla (European eel), 1562 nucleotides long. RefSeq names its product zona pellucida sperm-binding protein 3-like. The record is from RefSeq and is a predicted model, not a curated record. The coding region runs from base 1 to 1083 and encodes 360 amino acids. Lineage: Eukaryota; Metazoa; Chordata; Actinopteri; Anguilliformes; Anguillidae. Gene Ontology annotation, molecular function: acrosin binding. Gene Ontology annotation, cellular component: extracellular matrix. Gene Ontology annotation, biological process: egg coat formation; binding of sperm to zona pellucida; positive regulation of acrosome reaction. The transcript has 8 exons.